GUGGCCCCGCGACCCUCACCAUCCCCCCCAGGCCGAGGCCCCGCGGCGGCCCUUACCGAGGGGGUGGUCGGCCAGCACCGGCACCCUGGUGGGUACGAGCGCGGUGGCCCCGCCGCCGCCCGGGGCCGGCAGGAAGCGGAUGUGCUGCCGCGGGGCUCGUCCCGGCGCCGCGUUCAGCUCUGCAAGAGAAGCGGGGGGGUGAGGGGCGGUCAGCAGCCCCCGGAGGAGGGGAGGGAAGGGGACGAGAUCCUGCCGGCCGCCCUCACCGCGCAGCAGCCGCGUCUCCAGCGCCUCACGGACGCGGCCCCACGCCACCCCCGCCGGCUUGUACACGGCGAACAGCCCGCCCGGCACCGCCGCCAUGUCCGGCCGCCGCUCCGCCCCGCCGGGCGCUUCCGGGCAGGCGGCGGCGUGCGGGGCGAUGCUGCUGCUGCUGCCGCUGCUGCGGCGGGCGCGGGUGCCGCUGCUGCGGGGGGAAACCGCUGCCCCAGGCAAAGCCCGUCUGAGCCUCAGUGAGCCGCAGGCCUGGGAUGGAGGCAGCGAGGAAGAGGAGGAGAGGGAAGGCUGCUUCCAGCUGUACCCCGGGCACAUCCCCACCAGCCCGCUGCAGAAGGCGCUGCUGGCCGCUGGCUCGGCCUUCAUGGCGCUCGCUGACCCCUACAGACACGACAUGGUGGCUGUCCUUGGGGAGACCACAGGCUGCCUUGCCCUGCCCAACCUGCGAGACAAGAUGAAACACCAUCCUGAAGGUUACCGCAUCCUCCAGGAACGGCCUCUCAUCCGUCUCUCCACCCUGGACUUGGCCAGGCUGCAGGGGCUGCCAGAUGGCUCGCUGGGCCGGGAGUAUGUCCGGUUCUUAGAGGACAAUAAGGUUUCUCCAGACACUCGGAUGCCACCCAAGUUUGUUGAUGAUGAAGAGCUGGCGUACGUGAUCCAGCGGUACCGGGAAGUCCAUGACCUGAUGCACACCCUCCUGGGCAUGCCAACCAACAUGCUGGGUGAGAUCGUGGUGAAGUGGUUUGAAGCCAUCCAGACAGGGCUGCCCAUGUGUGUCCUGGGAGCGGCGUUUGGCCCCGUCCGUCUCAGCGCACGAAAGCUGCAGGUCCUGGCCACUGACCUGCUUCCCUGGGCCAUUCAGAGCGGGCGCAACGCCAGCUGCAUCCUCAACUUCUACUACGAGCAGCGCUGGGAGCAGCCAGUGCAGGCGCUGCGGGAGGAGAUCGGCAUCUUCCCUCCCCCGGCCGUUCGAGUGUGACAGCACAAGGACAGAGAGGAGACAGGGGAUCCUGUUAGCAGACAGCAGCCAUCCCCUGCCAUGCUCCAUCUCUGGCCCUGGGCCUCAGUGUGGCUCUGUGAACAACUGCCACAGACCCGAGGGAUGAGUUUUCUCCUGCCAAGAGCUGAUACUCUCCUGUUGGUAAAGGCCAAGUGGCACCUCUCUGUGCUGUGACAAGACGUGACCUUUUAUACUGUCUGUGAUUUGGAGGAGGGAUGGCAAGGCCCAGCAGGCCUUUGCCAGCAGGAUCUGGCUGCAAUACUGAUGUUCUGAAAUGCUGGGAUGGUGAGGGAGCAGCUGCCCUUUUUACCAAAGCAAACUUGGCCUUGUGCAACUCUAGGGCUAUAUAGGUAAAUCCUUCCACCUUUUCAGGGAAGACCGAGGCUUCCUUGGGACUGUCCUGGACUGAAGCUAAAUGAGUGAUUUAGAGAGCAGCCAUGGGGAGGUUUGUGCAACAGUGAAAUCCCAUCUUGUACUGGUGCCUAAGUGGUCUCCUGGUGGGUCAUAUGGGAAGUGCCUCAUGCCUUGGGGACCAGGCAGUGCACGGUUGCAUGCCCACAGGAGAAGGCAGGGAAAUACCUUUGGAUAUUAUCCCAGGUGGAUUGUCUGUUCAGGAGCUGAGCCCAGGCUGCUGUGUCUCCCUGUAAUCUCUCCCCAUCAAAAAUGUUGAAAUCCAUGGGAUUGCUUUGGGCUUUCAACAGGAAUUGUGUCUUCAUUGGGUGACAGAGUGGUGUGAUGGGUAAUAAAGGGCUAAAUCCUGGGAGUGCAAAAACAUCAGCUGCUUGCGCUGCUUCUGGGACCUGAGUGCUGUCUGAGUUAAUUAAACAGCUCCAGACUGCCAGCAGUGGGACAGCAGAGCUGCUGGAUGCGGGGGCAGAGAGCCACGAGGCCAGGGCCUUUUCAUACCUGUGGAUUUGCUGUUGAAAUUCCUUCUUGCUUAAUAAAAUCCACAGUGGA
This is a messenger RNA of Colius striatus (speckled mousebird), 2233 nucleotides long. RefSeq names its product coenzyme Q4 (gene COQ4). The coding region runs from base 362 to 1255 and encodes 297 amino acids. The transcript is spliced from 7 exons. The record is from RefSeq and is a predicted model, not a curated record. Gene Ontology annotation, cellular component: mitochondrion; mitochondrial inner membrane. Lineage: Eukaryota; Metazoa; Chordata; Aves; Coliiformes; Coliidae. Gene Ontology annotation, biological process: ubiquinone biosynthetic process.